CAAAAUAUCCCUCCAAAUAGACCCCUCUCCUACCCUCCCAUUCUCUUUAGUAUUUUCCUUACCUCUCACACACUCUCAAAGUCCCCAAGUCCUAAACUUUGUAAUUCAUUCUCCUUCACUCUUAACCAAAAGAAAAGCCAUGUUUGAAGAAUCCACUUCCUUUAUACCUUCAAUAUGGGCUUCCAUGAACAGCUGGUUCACACCUACUGUUCUCUUUGUCCUCCUCAACCUCAUGAUUGGCACCAUUGCCAUUACUUCAAGACAAGGAAACCAACAACGCCAACAACAACAAGAAGCUCAAGACCAAGGAUACCCACAACAUGCUAGAUCUCCAUCUGUGUUACAAAGGCUCAAGUCCAUCAAUUUAUCCAACUACUAUAGAUCCCCACAACCAACCACCACAACAGCCUUUGACCAAACCCCAGAAUCAAACACCCAUUACACUCUCAAACACACCCAUCAACAAGAACAACAAGAACAACCCCAACUUACCAGAUCUCCUUCUCUGCUUCACAGGCUUAGGUCCGUCAACUUCUACAACUACUUGUCCUCAGACUCCAACUUUUCACAAUCCCAGACCACCACUUUGCACAAAACCCAAGAUUCAGACACCCAUUACACUUUCCAACAACAUCAGCAACAAGAAGAAGAAGAAUUAGAAGAAUCGGAUGAGCUAUCCCAAGAUGAGGAUCAAGAAGAAGAAGAAGAGGAACGGAGCCUGGAUGAGAUAUACAUGCAGCUAAAGGGGUCUAAUGUUUACCCGAGCAAGUCUGAUGCAACGUCAACCUCUGGAGAGGUACCAACAAAGCAGACGAGGAAGAUAAAGAAGUCUAUGAGUGUAAAGUUAGCGUCUUUUCACUAUGAAGAGGAGGAAGAUAUUAACAAUAUUGAGAGUCGCAGGCCUGCUACAGUGAGAGAAGGGAAAGUUAGUGUAACGGAGGAUGAAGAAGUGGAUGCCAAGGCUGAUGAUUUCAUCAACAAGUUUAAGCAGCAGUUGAAGUUGCAGAGGCUGGAUUCGUUAAUUAAAUGGAGUGGGAAGUAAAGUAAAAAAGUAAAGGUCAUGUUGCACGUGGGAGAUUUUAUUUGGCUACUUCGCUAUAACACCAUUUUGAGGUGUGGAAUAUUUUAUUACUAGAAGAGUGGGAGCUACUAAAAUAAGCUUAUAAAAACUGCAAUCGGCCAUAGAAGUCACUUUUCUGUGGUCCUUAAUAGGAUAAAUGGUUUUAUUUGAAGGACCACUCUGUCACUCUUCUUUUAAGCAUUUGUGGGUCCAAAUUAUAAAAGUUUUAAUGGUGUGCUUAAAGCACAAAUACUUAUUGUUAGCGGCUGGAUUAUAUUUUUAUAGCAAGAAGUGACAUUCAAGCUACCAAUGCCACAAUGUUGUUGUCUUCUUGAAACUUCUUGGAUAGGAGGUGACCUAUUAUCAAUCAUCUUUGUGCGUUUGGAACUUU
Molecule: messenger RNA, 1451 nt
Organism: Quercus robur (English oak)
Lineage: Eukaryota; Viridiplantae; Streptophyta; Magnoliopsida; Fagales; Fagaceae
Product: pathogen-associated molecular patterns-induced protein A70
Exons: 2
Coding region: 140-1042 (300 amino acids)
Source: RefSeq, a predicted model, not a curated record